Molecule: messenger RNA, 1662 nt
Organism: Patiria miniata (bat star)
Lineage: Eukaryota; Metazoa; Echinodermata; Asteroidea; Valvatida; Asterinidae
Product: peptidyl-prolyl cis-trans isomerase Pin1-like
Exons: 3
Coding region: 140-601 (153 amino acids)
Cellular component (GO): cytosol; nucleus
Molecular function (GO): peptidyl-prolyl cis-trans isomerase activity; protein binding
Source: RefSeq, a predicted model, not a curated record
UAUUUUGGGCGCUACGUGUGUUUCAUAUAGAGUGUGCAACUCUCUGUGUGUAUGCUGUGUAUGUGCAUGUGUUUUGUCAUUACCGGCACCCACAAGUUCAUUUUCGUUAAUUAAUUGGGGAUUUCGUGUCUUCGGAUCCAUGGCUGAUAACGAUUUACCAGAGGGAUGGGAAGUACACCACAGUAAAAGCCAAGGGGGUCGUAAAUAUUACCUCAAUAUCUACACCAAGGCAAGUCAGUGGGACAAACCAAUGGCUGCCGCUGUCAACGCAGUCUGUUGCUCACAUCUCCUAGUGAAACAUAAAGACUCGAGACGUCCAUCAUCAUGGAAAGAAGAAACCAUCACACGGACUAAAGAAGAAGCCAUCCAGAUGCUGAAAGGUUUCCGGGAAUCCAUUGUAAGUGAGGAAGUAAGCUUUGCCGAACUUGCCUCAAAAGAGAGCGAUUGUAGCUCUGCUAGGAAGGGUGGUGAUCUGGGCUUCUUUGGUCCAGGUCAGAUGCAGAAACCAUUUGAGGAGGCAUCCUUCAAACUCCAAGUUGGGGAGAUGAGUGAUAUCGUCAGCACUGAUUCCGGAGUUCACAUCAUCAUCAGGACUCAGUGAAAAAAAGGUUGCUCAAUUUAAAAGGUCAAAGAUGGCAGAUAUUUAGGUAACUAAUUUUGAGAGUUGCCUUGCUACGAUGCGAUCGUUAUAUCCACACAAAAAAAGCAGGAAUCUUCAUGGAUUUGUGUUCUAGAUUGUGCAAGCAGAAUUUUUUCUUAAAAAGUGCUGUUGUUAUAUUUUGCUCAAUGUUCAAAAUGCAUUCCCAUUUGAUGGCAGCAUUUAAAAAAACAAUAUAAAAAAAAUAGUUGCAUUGACUGGCACUUAUAAACUUGGUAAUUUUGAGAAUAUUUUUCAGUCAAGAAACACCUGAAGUUUUGAAUUUCAGAAUUUGUUAGGGGUUGGUUGUACAAUAGUUUAGGAUUAUCAAAAUGUAAUUGUCCGACGCAUUGUAAACCCAACCAACACCAAGGGGGAAGGAUUGAGCAAAUCUUGAAUGUGGGGCCUGCCCCUCCCCCCACCCCCACCCCACCCACACCUCCAAAAGGGGGAUCAAAAGGGGACGUUAGUGGACUUCAUUAUCCAGACGUUUUGAAUUAGUGCCAUUAAACGCUACAAAUAAGAAAGGGUUCUUUUUAUUGGUAUACUUUUAGAAGACACCAUGUACAAUACUUCAUUACGACAUCAAGUUAUUCAUAGUACUUGAACAGAAAAAAAAUUAAUAAUUUAAUCACAAAAGUAGUUAAUAGUUGUAACGUGUAAGACAUUUGUCACAUUUCAAAACAAAAUUAUAUAUGUGUUGAAUCAUUGUCAAUGUUUAAAUGCACUUCAUGGAUGAAUACGCCAUUCUUGAGCACCUAGUUCAAUUUUGAAAUCAUUUGAAAAGUAAGAUUUUCUAGAAAGACAACUUCAGCAGGGCAGUGUUUUAGACAGAAUCAUGUUCUGACAGAAAAAAAAGUAUCUCUGCUUGAAUUUAUAUUAAUUAAAAGCGUAAACGUAGCCUCAAAUGUGUUCAUCUCUAUGCUGAUUUGUUAGAAAAGUCAAUGUUACUAUACGUGAAUGUGAUACAUGUUGGGAACUAGGAAAUGUUGUGAGUGUAAUAAACACAUUAAAGAUACCUUUAA